GCCCGCCGACGGCCUCGGGCGCUGCGUUCGGCGCCGGCUUCCCCCGGACCGCGCAGUCUCCGCGCCGCCAUGGCGGCCGUCAGGGCUCUGGCGGCGGCCCCCGCGCUCAGGCCGCUUCCGGGACUGCGGCGGCUCCCUCCCGGCGGGCGGGCGGCCCUCCACGGCUCCGCGCCGCGGCCCGGGCCCAGGGUCGCCCUGGUGUUGUCCGGCUGUGGGGUCUAUGACGGGACGGAGAUCCACGAGGCCUCCGCGGUCCUGGUGCACCUGAGCCGUGGCGGAGCCGAGGUCCAGAUUUUUGCCCCCGAUAUCCCUCAGAUGCAUGUGGUUGACCACGUGAAGGGCCAGCCUUCUGAGAGCGAGAGCAGGAACGUUUUGGCCGAGUCGGCGAGAAUUGCGCGAGGCAAGAUCAGCAGCCUGGCCCAGCUCAGCGCCUCCAACCACGACGCCGCCAUCUUCCCCGGAGGAUUUGGAGCUGCCAAGAACCUGAGCACCUUUGCCGUGGACGGGAAAGACUGCAAGGUGGACAAGGACGUGGAGCGAGUCCUGAAGGAGUUUCAUGCUGCCGGGAAGCCCAUCGGCCUGUGCUGCAUCGCGCCCGUGCUCGCAGCCAAGGUUCUCAGAGGCGUCGAGGUCACGGUGGGCCACGAGCAGGAAGAAGGCGGCAAGUGGCCCUACGCCGGGACUGCGGAGGCCAUCAAGGCCCUGGGUGCCAAGCACUGCGUGAAGGGCGUCACCGAAGCUCACGUGGACCAGAAGAACAAGGUGGUCACUACCCCGGCCUUCAUGUGUGAGACCGCGCUUCACCACAUCCACGACGGGAUUGGGGCCAUGGUGAAGAAGGUGCUGGAACUCGCGGGGAAGUGACGCGCGGGCAGCUGCGUGGGCCCCUGGAGGAGGCCGUCGGGCCGCCGAGAGGGUCUGGGCCCCAGGCCGGAGCUCUGCCUGCGGAGGCCGCCCCGCCGCAUCCGGAGCGGAGACCGAGCCCCCCCGGACCCUGAGUGCCCCCGCCACUGCGCCCUGAACACUGAGCCCCAGCCCCGCUGCUCCAGCCAGGGAACCCGAGGGACGCCCGCCACCCGCCCAGCUUUGGGCCUUCUGGAGGCCCAGUUUUUAAAGACACGGAAUUGGAGGCUACAAAUCAUAAUUAGAAAACCGGAAGUUA
Messenger RNA from Perognathus longimembris pacificus (Pacific pocket mouse), 1162 nucleotides. RefSeq names its product glutamine amidotransferase class 1 domain containing 3 (gene Gatd3). NCBI's taxonomy places the organism in Eukaryota, Metazoa, Chordata, Mammalia, Rodentia, Heteromyidae. The record is from RefSeq and is a predicted model, not a curated record. The transcript has 7 exons. Gene Ontology annotation, cellular component: mitochondrion. Bases 70 to 864 code for a protein of 264 amino acids.